Messenger RNA from Xyrauchen texanus (razorback sucker), 3693 nucleotides. It is a transcript of the gene mier1b, whose product is annotated as mesoderm induction early response 1b, transcriptional regulator. Bases 15 to 1529 code for a protein of 504 amino acids. Gene Ontology annotation, molecular function: transcription corepressor activity; histone deacetylase binding. Gene Ontology annotation, cellular component: nucleoplasm. The transcript is spliced from 13 exons. Lineage: Eukaryota; Metazoa; Chordata; Actinopteri; Cypriniformes; Catostomidae. Gene Ontology annotation, biological process: negative regulation of transcription by RNA polymerase II. The record is from RefSeq and is a predicted model, not a curated record.
UCAGCGCUGUAAAUAUGGCGGAGCCCUCCUUGGGGAGUUCAAGCCCAGGAAUUUCGGUUGGUUCUGAAAACGUUGACUUUGAGCCAUCAGCAGGGAUGCUGUUACCUGAUUAUGAAGAUAAUCAGACCCCUGAAGACGAGGAGGUGCCGGAGGGGGACGCUAACUUCAGCAAUGAGAUUGAAGACCUCGCAAAGGAGGGGGAAAUGCCCAUCCAGGAGCUUUUGAAUCUCUAUGGCUACAGUGGCAGUGGGUCACCUGAGGAAGAUGAUGAAGAUGAAGAGGAAGAUGAGGAGGAUGCUGAUGGAGAUGAGGAGGAGGAGGAGGAUGAUGAAGAAGGAGAGGAUAUGGAUAAUGAUGAGAGCAGCAGAAGCACCGGAGAACUAAAGAAGAGCAAGGAGGAUGGAGGAAAGAUAUGCAAGGGUUUGGUGAAUGAGAACCGCUCCACUGACAGUCGAGCUUGGGCGGUGAAAACCUGUAACACAACUGAACUCAAACGAUCACAGAACUGCAGCUACUUUCAGAAUAAUGAAGUAGAGGAGGAAUCAGAGGAGGAUGAGGACUAUAUUCCCUCUGAAGACUGGAAGAAAGAGAUUAUGGUGGGCUCCAUGUAUCAGGCUGAAACACCGUCUGGGCUGUGCAAGUACAAAGAAAACGAGAAAGUGUAUGAGAAUGCUGACCAGCUGCUGUGGAAUCCGGAAAUCCUUCCUGAAAACAAUGUGGUGGAGUUUCUAACGGAAGCGUGUCGACGGACGGGAGAGGAGACGGGAGUAGAUGCUAUUCCUGAAGGAUCUCAUAUCAAAGACAAUGAGCAGGCUUUAUAUGAGCUGGUGAAGUGUAACUUUGACACUGCAGAGGCUUUACGAAGAUUAAGAUUUAACGUUAAAGCAGCCAGAGAGGAACUGUCUAUCUGGACAGAGGAAGAGUGCAGGAAUUUUGAACAAGGUUUAAAGGCGUAUGGGAAAGACUUUAAUUUCAUCCAGGCCAACAAGGUCAGAACACGGUCUGUCGGAGAUUGUGUGGCUUUUUAUUACAUGUGGAAAAAGUCAGAACGAUAUGAUUUCUUUGCACAACAAACUAGACUUGGAAAAAGGAAAUACAACCUUCACCCGGGAGUGACGGAUUACAUGGACAGAUUGCUGGAUGAGACAGAAAGCACAGCCUCUAGUCGAGCAACCACGCCCCUUCCCGCCCCCUCCAGCAGCAGCACCAGCCAAUCAGAGAGAGAGGAGACCAGCGCUCACAACGGACUCCACAGUCACAGCUCCAGUGCAGACUCCACGCAAACAUCGAGCAGUGUGAACGAGAUGAAGAGUGAAUCUGUCCAAUCAAAUGGAGCAGACAGUAUAUCAACAGAUCUUCAGGACUCUAAUGGGUGUAAACUCACAGACACUCCCAAAACAGACACAAACGGCUCUGUGAAGCACCAACAGGACUGCCAGAGUCUCGACAGGCCGACAAAAAAGUGCCGGACAGAAUCAGACUCGCUGACCCAAGCCGAGACUGACGCUUCCAGGGCGAAGGAAGACUGAAUAAGUGGGGAUGGGACAGUGCUGUGACAUCUCUUGCCCCAUCCACACUAAAUCCAAAGCCAAGCUGCUCCAAAAACGCCACCCUCCAACUCGAACUACAGCCAAUUAAUGCUCCUUUUUCACGAAACCAUUUACAGAGAAAUGUAUAUUCUAUUUGUAACGGAAUUUGCCUGAUAUUUUUUUACCAACAAGAUAUUUAUAUUUUUAUUGAGACAUUUUGACAAUGGGUGAAUAUGCUGUGUAAGCCAUUAUACAUGAUUGUUGGUGGGCGUGGCCUCGUGUGAAUGGGGCGUGGUCAGUGUAUCUCCAGGUACACCAAGCUGUAUUUUAGUCCUGUGUGUGUGUGUGUUGGUUUAUGUAACAUACGGUGCAGUGCUCGGCUUGUUUGUGUCGAUGGAGUCCUACUGCGAGCUCCCAACUUUCCUUCAACAGAUGUAGUCAACAAUAAAUAAGCCAAUGGAAUGACUCCUCGGUUUGUUUUUAUAAAGUGUUCGACAUCAGUGAUGUCUGCUCUGAAACUCACUCAUCGGUUUGCUUGCGGUAUGUUUGUAGUAACUAGGUGAAAUGUCUGGAUCGUAUUUCAUGCCAAAAUCAAAAGAAAAAAAUAUCAAAAUAUAUUUUGCAUAAAGAAAAUUAAGCGUUUUUUAUUUUAUUUUCUUUUUUUACUGUAAUGCUUCUACUGUAAUUAUGAAUAUGUUACUGUAAUCUCAUCCUUAUUAUCAUAAUGUGUUCAGAUGUUUACUUUGUAUAAGCUUAUAAUUCUCAUUAUUAUCAUUGAUGAUUUCCAUUAGAAUCUCAAUGAUUGCUGUAAUACAACAAUGAAAACCAUCCUGUCCAGACACAAUGUUUUUUUAGUUGUUUAAAUCAGCGUAUAUCAAAUUCAGGACAAAAAAUACUAUCAUGAUGUAUAUUGACUAUUGCAUUUUAAAAUGAACAUUAUAAUAUACAUAGAAUAUAAUGUUUUGCUUUACUAUAGUGACUGUGAGAUUUAAAAACAAAUCUUAACCGUACUAGUAGCGUUUUCUUUAAGCAAAAUAUGUCUUUUUAAAUGCAUUUUGGGCUGACAUAGAACCUUUUCAUUCAUUGCAUAUGCGUUUUUGUACCUGAGAUGCACAUAACUAAUUAUUCAGAAACCUAAAUUCUUAUAAGGUUAGCAAACAAAUAGAAUAAAUACUGCUAGUUUCUGUGAGUAACAGGUUUUAAAGGUAGGCAGAAUUAAUAUUGUGAUAUGUCCCAAAUCAAUUCAAAUGUAUUGCCUCCAAUGUUAUAAAACAACCCUAUAAUACACCUCUCUUGCCAAAACAAGCACCUGGUCAGUUAUAGAAGUUAAUUUUCUCCACUUCAGGUGCAUCAAUUGUCCAACAGGUCCUGCAUUUAGAUCUUUCAGAGUCAUUGGUGCUUUAUCUCCACUGAAUGAUUGGUGAUAUUGACCCUCCCAUUGGCUUAUUUAUUGUCAUUUCUGUUGUUUGCUGCCUGGAGUUGUAUUAAGACUUCUGUUUGGCCUCAUGUGAUUUAAGCAUUGAUCGUAUUUUAAAUGGUCUUGUGUGGGAUGUAGCCACACUGAUCAAAGCUUAUGCAUAAAUCCAUGUUAAAUAGUAAAGCCAUCUGUAUCCACACUGGCCCACUGCAGAUGAUGGUAUGCUUUCUGAAAUCACUCGCUGCAUUUUGGAGUAGCGCAGAGAGUGUUUAUUUAAACCAUGAUUGUAAGAAUUAAGUUGGUCCUCUGAUGUUUAGCUAAUAAAUAAUAUGAAUGUACUUACAGAACUGAAAUUCUUUGCUUCCUGAAUAGAUUAAAAAACGACAUCACACAUGCAAGAGUGAUGUUGUACUGAAUAUCAGCACACACACACAAAAAACUGUUUUGUUUGUCGCCAAAUGACACCGAGACAGCUCGUGUGGAAAGCCACAAACACACAAAAGCAGACAUGUACAAAAAAGUGAAACAUCCCAGUGCUGUUAUACUAAAUAUCAGAACACUUGGAAUGCUGCUUGUGUAUUCAAAUUAGAGGACCAGAACUAAUCACUUCAUAACUGUUUGUUUCAAGAAAUGCUAAGUGUUCAGUUCAAGGGUGUAGCCAGGACAUUACUUUUGGGUGGGCCAAAUUUUUGCCCAUGUUUUUUAACCAAAUGUUCCUUAACAACAGAAAGGAGGCACGUUCAAACA